AUGAGAUACAUUGAACUAUCAUUAUUACUUGGCAUAUCUCUCUUUAAUAUGCCUGUAACAGAUGCCAAAAUCUUUACAAGAUGCGAAUUAGCAAAAGAAUUAUUUAAUAGUGGAAUACCCAAGACAUUCAUUUCAAAUUGGGUUUGCUUAAUAGAGUCUGAAUCAGGUGCUGACACAUCAAAAGUCUCUGAACUUCCAAAUUUAAGCACAAGUUAUGGAAUUUUUCAAAUUAAUUCAAAGGAAUGGUGUCGGAAGUCUCGAAAGGGCGGGGAGUGUGGAAUGAGAUGUGAAGAUUUCCUAACAGAAGACAUCAAAGAUGAUAUCAAGUGUGCUAAAGUAAUUUAUAAUCGACAUGGUUUUAAAAUUUGGAAAGGAUGGAUGUCACGAUGCAAAUCUCGUCCAUUACCUGAUGUGUCAAAAUGUUUUGGCAAGCGCAAGAAGUAAAACCUACAUACAGCAUGACUUCUUCUCACUUCAGUAGACACGUACAUACACACACACUUAUUGUUCGUUUGCGGAAUAUUUCUUUACUUCUUUUUAAUUUUAUUAUUUUUCCUUACAAAUUUGAGAAACAAGUGACGAUUUUAUUUUUUGUUGAUACUUUAUACUGUAUGGGCUUACAUUUUUUUGUGGGUGUUUUAUAUAAUAUUAAUGAAUGUUAAGAAUAAGCGGC
Chironomus riparius is the source of this 673-nucleotide messenger RNA. The record is from the annotation of a GenBank genome assembly. NCBI's taxonomy places the organism in Eukaryota, Metazoa, Arthropoda, Insecta, Diptera, Chironomidae.